ACUUUACUUGUCAUUCUGGUCUGGGUCACCUCUCCUUUUAUUUUUCUCAUCCAAACCACCCCCUCCACUCUGAUUAGUCAAUUAUGUCGGGAUUCAACAUUGCCACCCCAGCAGCCAUGCAGACCCCAUCGCUGCCCACGCCUCAUCACCCAUCUCCAUUUGCCGUGCCAUCGACCCCUGCUCCCAUCGAUGCGCCUACGCCAAGUAGAGAUCAGAACCCUUACAUGGUGGCUGGCAUUACUCCCACAUUGCAAAACAUUGUCGCUACGGUCAACUUGGAUUGCCGCUUGGAUCUGAAAACCAUUGCUCUCCAUGCCCGCAAUGCAGAGUACAAUCCAAAGCGUUUCGCUGCUGUUAUCAUGCGUAUUCGUGACCCAAAGACGACGGCCUUGAUCUUUGCAUCGGGCAAGAUGGUGGUGACAGGUGCCAAAUCCGAAGAUGACUCAAAGUUGGCUUCGCGAAAGUACGCUCGUAUCAUUCAAAAGCUUGGUUUCCCUGCAAAGUUCACAGACUUUAAGAUUCAAAACAUUGUUGGUUCUUGUGAUGUCAAGUUUCCAAUUCGUCUUGAGGGUCUGGCUUACUCUCACGGACAUUUCAGCUCCUAUGAACCUGAAUUGUUUCCGGGUCUUAUCUACCGUAUGGUGAAGCCUAAGAUCGUCUUGCUUAUUUUCGUUUCUGGAAAGAUUGUGCUGACGGGUGCCAAGGUGAGGGAGGAAAUCUACCAAGCUUUCCAAGCCAUCUACCCAGUAUUGCAGGAAUUCCGCAAACCAUGAAAGAAACCUAUCCACAUCGUCGGUAGUAUUGUACAGUUUAUUAACCUCCCCUUCUUCUUUUCUACCACAAAAUUUCCAACUCACAACCCCCCCCCCCCAAUUUUAAAACAAUACUUGUAAAUUAGCUGCUUUUCCUUGCAUAUUUUUUAAAGAGAAAGAAGUACACUUU
Messenger RNA from Umbelopsis ramanniana AG, 942 nucleotides. RefSeq lists its product as uncharacterized. Gene Ontology annotation, molecular function: RNA polymerase II general transcription initiation factor activity; DNA binding. Lineage: Eukaryota; Fungi; Mucoromycota; Umbelopsidomycetes; Umbelopsidales; Umbelopsidaceae. Bases 84 to 773 code for a protein of 229 amino acids. The transcript has 4 exons. Gene Ontology annotation, biological process: DNA-templated transcription initiation. The record is from RefSeq and is a predicted model, not a curated record.